UUUACCAGAAACCUGAGUUACAACAAACUCUCUGAGAUUGACCCUGCCGGCUUUGAGGACUUGCCAAAUCUACAGGAAGUGUACCUCCAUAACAAUGAGUUGACAGCCAUACCGUCCCUGGGUGCUGCCUCUCCACACGUGGUGACUCUCUUUCUGCAGCACAACAGGAUCCGCAGCGUGAACGGGAGCCAGCUAAAGGCCUACCUUUCCUUGGAAGUGUUGGAUCUGAGUUCGAAUAAUAUCACGGAGAUCCGGAGCGCCUGCUUUCCCCCUGGACUGUACAUACGAGAGCUGUACCUGGCCAGCAAUCACAUUGGCACCCUGGAGUUGGGAGCAUUCGAUGGCCUGUCACGGUCGCUGCUGACUCUUCGCCUGAGCAAAAACAGGAUCACUCAGCUUCCUGUAAAAGCAUUCAAGUUACCCAGGCUGACACAACUGGACCUCAAUCGGAAUCGGAUCCGGUUGAUCGAGGGCCUCACGUUCCAGGGCCUGGACAGCUUGGAGGUGCUGAGGCUCCAGAGGAACAACAUCAGCAAGCUGACGGACGGCGCUUUCUGGGGGCUGUCCAAUAUGCACGCGCUACACCUGGAGCACAACAGCCUGGUGGAAGUGAACAGCGGCUCCCUCUACGGCCUCACGGCCCUGCACCAGUUGCACCUCGGCCACAACUCCAUCUCGCGCCUCCACCGCGACGGCUGGAACUUCUGUCAGAAGCUGCAUGAGCUGAACCUGUCCUUCAACAACCUCACGCGGCUGGACGAGGAGAGCCUGGCCGAGCUGGGCAGCCUGAGCGUCCUGCGCCUCAGCCACAACUCCAUCAGCCACAUCGCCGAGGGCGCCUUCAAGGGACUCAAGAACCUGCGCAUCUUGGACCUGGACCAUAACGAGAUCUCAGGCACAAUAGAGGACACCAGUGGCGCCUUCACAGGCCUCGACAGCCUCAGCAAGCUGACUCUGUUCGGGAACAAGAUCAAGUCCGUGGCUAAGAGAGCGUUCUCGGGGCUGGAAGGCCUGGAGCACCUGGACCUGGAAGAGCGUGCCAUCAGCUCUGUGCAGCUGGACACCUUCAUCAAGAUGAGGAAUCUUAAGGAGCUCCACAUCAGCAGUGACAGCUUCCUGUGUGACUGCCAGCUCAAGUGGCUGCCUCCAUGGCUCGAGAGCAGGACACUGCAGGCCUUUGUGACAGCCACCUGUGCCCACCCAGAGUCACUGAAGGGCCAGAGCAUUUUCUCAGUUCCGUUGGAGAGCUUCGUGUGUGGUAAGACCUCUGCAGGGGUUCUGCUGGGCCACGUCUGUGACCUACUUUUGGCCCUGACAGUAGCCAUUUCCCUGCUGGGGGUGAAAGAGGACUGCCCUCCAUCCACGUGUUCACCCUUCACCCCACUGGGACGAACCCCUGCUGAGUGUGGGCCUGCUGGCCACCUCCCGCCUGGUUCAGACCCGGGAGAAGUAAGCAUGGAGAACGUGGUAGCAGACCUCCAGACGUGUGUCAUCACCAACCACUUUGGCUCCACCUACUCUAACAAGGCCCGGCUCACGGUGAACGUGCUGCCAUCAUUUACCAAAAUGCCCCGGGACAUCGCCAUCCGGACUGGUACCAUGGCUCGCCUUGAGUGUGCGGCCACCGGCCACCCCAACCCCCAGAUUGCCUGGCAAAAGGACGGAGGCACAGACUUCCCUGCGGCUCGGGAGCGUCGCAUGCAUGUCAUGCCAGACGACGACGUGUUUUUCAUCACUAAUGUGAAAAUAGAUGACAUGGGGGUUUACAGCUGCACCGCCCAGAACUCGGCAGGCUCUGUGUCAGCGAAUGCCACCCUGACUGUCUUAGAGACCCCGUCCUUGGUGGUACCCUUGGAAGACCGCGUGGUGUCUGUGGGGGAGACGGUGGCCCUCCAGUGCAAAGCGACCGGCAGCCCCUCCCCCCGCAUCACCUGGCUCAAGGGGAACCGCCCCCUGAGCCUCACCGACAGGCACCACUUCACCCCGGGCAACCAGCUGCUGGUGGUGCAGAACGUGGUGGUGGAGGAUGCAGGCCAGUACACCUGCGAGAUGUCCAACACGCUGGGCACCGAGCGCGCGCACAGCCAGCUGAGCAUCUUGCCCACGCCUGGCUGCAGGAAGGACGGGACCACCGUGGGCAUCUUCACCAUCGCCGUGGUGUGCAGCAUCGUCCUGACGUCGCUGGUGUGGGUGUGCAUCAUCUACCAGACCAGGAAGAAGAGCGAGGAGUACAGCGUCACCAACACAGAUGAAACCAUUGUGCCCCCAGAUGUUCCAAGCUACCUCUCUUCUCAGGGGACCCUUUCUGACCGGCAAGAAACUGUGGUCAGGACUGAGGGUGGCCAUCGGGCCAGCGGGCACAUSGAGAGCAACGGUGUGUGUCUGAGAGAUGCGGGCCUCUUCCCAGAGGUUGACGUCCACAGCAUCACGCGGAGGCAGCCCAAGCUCUGCGUUGGGUACAGUAAAGAGCCCUGGAAAAGUUACUCCAAGGAGCAGGCCCCCCACCCUCAGCCCACAUGCAGGGACAGCACACAGCCAAGUGCACUGCGUGGCCAGGAUCCCAGCCAGGGCGACCAAGGAGACUCUCCACAUCAUCCUCGCAGUGGGGCCGGGGACGGGUCCCUCUACCCCAGCAACCACGACAGAAUGCUGACAUCCUUGAGGAAGCCGGCAGUGUCCCUAGAUGGAAAAGGGGGCUCCGCCUGGACUCUAGCGAGGCUGUGCGACGCGGACCCCGCAGCCCUGCAGCCCUGCCCUGCCUUCCCUUCAGGCAGCAUGGAGCUCCCGGAGGCCUCCCUGGCCUUUCCUGCUGUCCCCAGCGAAGCCCAGCACUUGCUCCUUUCCAAUGGCCACCUCCCCCAGGCAUGUGACUCCAGUCCUGAGUCCACACCACUGACAGGACAGCUCCCUGGGAAACGGAGGGGACCAUUGCUGUCGGCGCCCACAAGCUAGGCUCUGUCUACCUCAGCUCCUGUCACACCAGUGUCCACGGGAAGGAGAGGCGGGGAGGCCGGGAGGCGGCCGGGGUCAGCGUCGCUGAGCUGUACAAAGUUGUCACUUCCGUGUGGAGCACGAGCCAGGCAGAGGACUCGCAUCUGAAGCACAGAAAUGCAAGAGGCUAUUUGUGUACAAAAGGCAGAAAAAGUAUUUGAUACGGUUGUACAUAAGAGUUUUCAGAGAUUUCCUAUAUAUUAUAUAUCUUUGACAGAGGCUAUUUUAAUCUUUAGUGCAUGGUUAACAACAGAAUUAUACAAUUUUGACAAUAUUAUUUUCCUAUCAGGUUGCUGUUUCCUUGGAGGGGGUUCUGGUGCCUUAGUGCAUGGCGGGAAUUUAGAGACAAAAGCCACAUUUGUUUCCCGGGGUUCCUGGUGGGUUUGGAAGGACGGGGAGUCCUUGGUGUUGUGUGCCCUUCGCAGUCACGUUCGGCCUGCGUUGGUGGCUCCUGCAAUGUGCCUUUGCUGUGAGGGGCUUUUCCCUGGAGGCUUGCUUCUUUGA
Molecule: messenger RNA, 3495 nt
Organism: Urocitellus parryii (Arctic ground squirrel)
Lineage: Eukaryota; Metazoa; Chordata; Mammalia; Rodentia; Sciuridae
Source: RefSeq, a predicted model, not a curated record